Ananas comosus (pineapple) is the source of this 938-nucleotide messenger RNA. Its product is annotated as glutaredoxin-C8. Gene Ontology annotation, molecular function: glutathione disulfide oxidoreductase activity. Gene Ontology annotation, biological process: cellular response to oxidative stress. The record is from RefSeq and is a predicted model, not a curated record. NCBI's taxonomy places the organism in Eukaryota, Viridiplantae, Streptophyta, Magnoliopsida, Poales, Bromeliaceae. Bases 79 to 492 code for a protein of 137 amino acids. The transcript has 4 exons. Gene Ontology annotation, cellular component: cytoplasm.
AACUCUCUCUCUCUCUCUCUCUCUCUCUCUCUCUCUAUCCCACUAGGGUUCGGCUUCGAGCUCGGCGAGGUGACAACAAUGGCGGCGGCUGGGAGGAGGGGGCUCGGGAUGGCGACGGUGGCGCUCCUCGCGGCGGCGGCCGCAGUCCUCGUCGGCUUCCCCUCGGAGGCCGCGACCAAGGUCUCCUUCGUCAAAAACACCAUCAAAUCCCACGACAUCGUCAUCUUCUCCAAAUCCUAUUGCCCAUAUUGUAGAAGAGCAAAGGGUGUUUUCAAGGAACUGAAGAAAGAAGCAUAUGUCGUGGAGCUGGACCAGAGAGAGGAUGGAUCAGAUAUUCAGGAUGCCUUAUCUGAAAUGGUCGGAAGGCGCACGGUUCCUCAAGUAUUCAUCCUUGGAGAGCACUUGGGCGGCUCCGAUGAUACUGUCGGCGCAUAUGAAAGCGGCAAACUUGCGGAACUCUUGAAUAUUGACAACUCAAAAGAUGAUCUUUAGAUGCAUCAGGAUAUCAAUGCGUCUGUUCCACAUACAAUAGUGGCUAUGAUUGGAUAACAAUUGCAUGUGUUGCAACACUCUUUUUGCAAAAUUAGGUUUUUUAGGGCUUUUAAGUAAGUGUUGCAUUCUGUGGUUCCAGUUGUUCAUCAUUCUAUGCAUUGGAUACAUCUUUUAUAUCAAACAGAUCAGAAUCUCUAGCAUGUUUUAGGGCCGGUCGGUGCCGGGCUAGCCCAAACUGGCCCAUGACUUUAGCUCUUUGAUGGAAUGUCGCCGGAUGGCGGUGACACUUGCGAGGCCGAUCGGGGAGGAGCCUCUUCGCAAAUCACAAUCUGGUUGAGCUCGAAAGCCCAAAGAUCAGCCAACGAAACACACUCGUAGGAUCACUUAACAAAGCGCAGCACAAACAAUAAGAAUCAUUAUAAGUUUAAGUUUAUUGUUGAAUUGAA